This is a messenger RNA of Harmonia axyridis, 5568 nucleotides long. RefSeq names its product protein MON2 homolog (gene mon2). NCBI's taxonomy places the organism in Eukaryota, Metazoa, Arthropoda, Insecta, Coleoptera, Coccinellidae. Bases 213 to 5162 code for a protein of 1649 amino acids. The transcript is spliced from 17 exons. The record is from RefSeq and is a predicted model, not a curated record.
CAUGGCCCAAUUUUGAUUAAUGUUAUUUAAUUUCAUAUUAAUAGAGAAGUGUAAUAAUCUGUUGUGAAAUUUACAUAUUUGCAAUAAUGAGACAGAUCGUGAACAAUGUAAAUGAUGACAUAUUAAUCAAAUAACAGGGUUAUAAGGGUGUUAGGCGGUUGACAUUCGCCAGCUCAUCUAUUUUAUUGUUUCUAUCUGAAUAAAAAUCUAUUAUGGCAUUUGAAGGAAAUAUACAUGUUGAAAUUUCUCCAGCCUUUAUAGAUAUUUUGCAAAAUGACUUCAAAAAUCUAUCUAUGGAAUGUAAAAAGAAAUAUCCCCAAGUUAGAGAAGCUGCUGAAGAAGCAAUAUUAAAACUGAAAAGUGUUAUAUCGAAUCCUCAGAACACCUUAUAUAUUAUAAACCAGAUAAUUUAUCCAUUGUCACAAGGAUGCGAAACGAAAGAUGUGAAAAUAAUAAAACUUUGUCUUCAAAUAAUGCAAAAACUCAUAACACAUCAGCUGAUCGAUCAGAAAGGUGCUAUGUUCAUCACAAAUACUUUGUGGCUAUUGAUGGAAUCUGGUAUUGAAGAGGUGAAACUGUUGCAAUCAGCAACACUUCUUCUCACUACAAAUAAUGUAGUGCAUGGGGAUACACUUGCCAAAACAUUGGUUCUGUGUUUUCGCUUACAUUUUGCCAAAAAUUCUACCACAAUAAAUACAGCUGGUGCUACAGUUAGACAAUUAGUUUCUUUAGUUUUUGAAAGAGUUGUAUCAGAAGAUGAACACCUAUCUAAGACUGAAAAUCCUCCUCCAGCAAGGCAAAUCAACUUAGAGGAUCUAAAAAGUCCUAGUCCUCAUGCUCCAAAAGGUUUACCUCCAUGUGCAGCUGACGCUUAUCUACUCUUUCAGGACUUAGUACAGUUGGUACAUGCAGAUCAACCAUGCUGGUUGAUUGGUAUGACAGAAAUGACAAGAACCUUUGGUUUGGAGCUUUUAGAAUCUGUGUUAGUUCAGUAUUCUCAAAUAUUUUAUAAGAAUGAAGAAUUCAGUUUUCUCCUAAAAGAGAGAGUUUGUGCGCUGGUUAUAAAAUUAUUUUCCCCAAAUAUCAAGUAUCGUAAUACGAUGCCUCAAAAUGUCCAGCAAGCCACACCCUUCGAAAAGCCAUAUUUUCCAAUAAGCAUGCGCUUACUGCGAGUCGUCUCAAUUCUCAUUCAGAAAUAUCACAGCCUUCUGGUAACUGAAUGUGAAAUAUUCUUGUCUUUAAUUGUGAAAUUCCUGGACCCUGACAAGCCUAGCUGGCAAAGAUCGUUGGCUUUGGAAGUAUUGCAUAAAAUGACUAUCCAGCCUGAUUUACUCAACUCUUUUUGUUCCUGUUACGAUCUCAAUAAACACACAACUAGUAUUUUUCAAGAUAUAGUUAAUUCUUUAGGGGCUUACGUUCAGUCUCUCUUCAUUAAUCCUCAACUCCAGAUGAGUGGAAAUGGAACAAUGGUACAGAGCCAAGCUCCUGGUUACAUUGGGGGCAUACCUACAACACCUGGUAUAUCUCCUCAACCUGGUUUUCUUCUCAGAGGUGUUUGGCUGCCAAUUGUUACAAUCUUUCCCACAGGGCAUGCUCGGCCUGUUUAUUUAGAAAUGCUUGAUAAAAUAGAACCUCCUGCAAUACCAGAUGGUUAUGGCAUAUCCAUAGCCUAUGCAAGUCUUUUGGAGAUAAUUAGAUCCCUUCAAAUAACAAUAUCAGUACAACCCUUGCAAAAUCCAGAUCUGAAGACUAAAGAGCAUGAUUUGCAUUGCCAAUUAAUUCAGUCUAGUUGGUGUGGUUUGCUAUCGGCUCUGAGUCCUCUUAUUGAUGCCAGCACUGAUGAAGCAAUAACAGAGAAUAUACUAAAAUCGGUUCAGACAUACUCUGCAUUAUGUGGAGAGUUGGAUCUUACUGUUCCUAGGGAUGCUUUUAUAACAGCAAUUUGCAAAUCUUCUUUGCCUCCACAUUAUGCGUUUACAGUUUUGAAUACCGUUGCUUCUGGGAUCAACUUGAGAGCAGGUAUGACUUUAUUAAAUGCUGUAAUGAAGCAUAUUGAAUCCCUUUUUUUAGGACUUCGCGAGAGCCAAGAUUUGAGCAAUCUAGUUCCUCAAUAUACUGACCUGGACUGCAGGUUACAAGUGGUAGCUGUAGGGACACCUUUGCCAACUUCUUCCGUUCCUGCUGGGACACAACAAGGACCAGUAAUGUUAACUUCAAAGAAUCUACAGUCAAUGAGAGCUCUGUUGAAUCUAGCACAUUGCCAUGGUAGUAUUUUAGGUACUGCUUGGCAUCUAGUUCUAACAACCUUACAACAUCUGGUUUGGAUUCUGGGUUUGAAGCCAUCUACAGGUGGAAGUUUGAAAGCUGCUAGAGUUGCAGCUGAUACAAACAAUGUGAUAACCACUUCUGUAAUGGCGGAUCUUCCCGUUUUAUCUCAAAUGCUUAGUAGGCUGUUUGAAUCCAGCAAGAAUUUAGAUGAUGUGACAUUACAUCAUUUAAUUGAUGCUCUUUGCAAACUAUCCCAAGAAGCUAUGGAACUUGCUUAUUCUAAUCGUGAACCUUCAUUGUUUGCUGUUGCCAAAUUGUUAGAAACUGGAAUCGUUAAUAUGAAUAGAAUUGAAGUAUUAUGGAGACCUCUUACAAAUCACUUACUAGAAGUUUGUAGACACCCUCAUAUUAGGAUGAGAGAGUGGGGAGUAGAAGCUAUAACAUAUCUCGUUAAAUCAGCUCUUCAUUACAAACAUGCAGUACCAUUAAGAGAAAAUCAGAAGUUACAAACACUUCUAUUGGGUCCUCUUUUUGAAUUGUCAGCAGUUCCCCAUGGAGAUGUUAGGCAGAGACAGUUGGAAUGCGUAUUGCAAAUUUUACAUAGCGCAGGAGAAACUUUAUCUCACGGAUGGCCUCUUAUUCUGGGUAUUAUAGGAGCUGUGAAUGAUCAACAUGGGGAAAAUUUGAUCAGGAUUGCAUUCCAGUGUUUACAGCUUGUAAUAACAGAUUUUUUACCGGUUAUGCCCUGGAGAUGCUUGCCAUUGUGUGUUGAUACAGUGUCCAAAUUUGGAUCACAAACACAAGAACUGAAUAUUUCACUGACAGCUGUAGGCCUUAUGUGGAACAUAUCUGACUAUUUCUAUCAAAACCAAGGAAAAUUGAGCCAAACCUUGACAGAUGAUAUAACAGUCCUACCUGAUUUCCCUGGAACCUUGAAUAUGCCAAGUUUCGAUAAGCUUUGGAUGUGCCUCUACGCUAGACUUGGAGAACUUUGUGUAGAUUCAAGACCAGCUGUGAGGAAAUCCGCUGGUCAAACGUUGUUUUCUACAAUUUCUGCUCAUGGCAGCCUUUUGAAACAAUCAACAUGGCAAGCCAUUCUGUGGCAAGUUUUAUUCCCUUUACUGGACAAAGUAAAAACAUUAUCGAAUUCUGCUAGUAGCGAAAAAGUCGACGCAGGAGGAAAUAUUCUUAUUCAUCAUUCAAGAAACACAGCACAAAAACAAUGGGCUGAAACACAGGUAUUAACAUUGUCCGGAGUAGCAAGAGUUUUCAAUACCAAAAGACAAUUACUUCAAGCUCUCGGCGAUUUUUCAAGAGCAUGGGCUAUUUUGUUAGAAUUUAUUGAGUAUGCAGCAUUGAGUAAGAAUAAUGAAGUCUCUAUAGCUGCUCUAAAAUCAUUCCAAGAAAUACUUUUCCAAAGUAAAGGACACCACGGUGACAAACAAUUCGAAGAUAAGGAAAUUUGGCAAGUUGCAUGGAGAAUUUGGAUGAAAAUAGGGAUUGAAAUAACUCAACCGUAUUCGGCAGAAUUAGAUUCUGGAGAAGAUGCUUAUAUUCCCAGUCAAGCAUUCUUAACAGCACUUGUUCAAAUACUUCCUAAUGUAUUUUCACACAUCAAACAUAACUUCGGUUUGGAAGAUCUACGAAAUUUGAAUAGGGUCCUUGCGAAUGCUGUUAGUGUUCCUGUCUGCGGUGAAACUGCUCCUUAUAUCAUUCCAUCGAGCUCUGAUCUAACACUCACACCCUUACAUGAUGGUGUACUUCAUGCCAUGGAUUUGAUACAAAAAGAAGUGGUUUCGAGAGGUUUAGGUAAAAUGCUUCCGGAAAUUUUCAUUCAGCUUCUUGUCUUUGCAAAAUAUAUGUGCAGUCCACCUGUGUAUAAUAAAAUAGAGCAGAAGCAGGCUAGAAGUUCAGAGUGGGUUUCUAUGAAUUAUAUUCCGUUUGGAGAGAAGGCGACAAUGAUGGUUGUUAAAUUAUAUGAAAAAACUGCUGAAAAUCCUGAAGUGGUGAGUGCAGGAAUUCUUCAUAAAAUAAUCACCACUCUACAUACUCCUUUGGCUUUGAAAUAUGACUGUUCAUCAAGUUCAAUUUGGAAGUUAGCAGCUAAUAGCUUGAUUACUGUACUAAGGACUGGUAUCAAAGUUGCUAGAAGUCAUGGAAAUCAAUUUGCUCCCAUGUGGGGCGAGUUAUCUUCUGCCCUCAAUGAUUUCCUCUUCCCUGAUAGUUGUGCACCUCUGGAUAAGGGUAUAGAAGAAAUGGUUUCGGAUGAAGCAACAGACUGUCAAUUGAUAGAGCUUCUUAGAACAGAAGUACUUCCUUAUUCCACCGUUAUCCCAAAAGAUUUUAUCAUGCAAGUUGUUAUUCUAUUGAAUAAGGGAUCAAUUCAUUCUGCAACAAAUGUAAAAUCAGAUGUAGAGACUGAAAUAACUUUAAGGGAAGAAUUUGCCAAAACAUGUUUCGAGACCUUACUUCAGUUCUCUUUGAUGGAUGGAGAUAAUAAAUCAUUGGUCAUUAGUGAUGAAAAGCACAAAGAUAUUGCAGGACAAUUGGCUGUCACUUCACUAUUGCAGAGAUUCCAGGAAGUGUUGAAGAAAUAUAUUGAUGAUGAGAAAUUGAGUGGAAAAUGCCCCUUACCUAGGUAUCGUCUGUCAGAAAUAUCAUUCGUAUUAAAGGCAGUCACUACUUUAAUAAUAUCAAUGAAAAAAGCUUCUCUAGUAAAAGACAAUACAGCAUGGGAACACUUGAUUAGACUGUAUCCUUAUCUUGUGGAGUGUACUACUACAUCAUCGAUGCAGGUUUCUAGACCUCUUCGAGAAGCUCUUUUACAAUACUGUGAUCUACUACAACCACCCCAAAAUAAAAAAGCAAAUGGGAAACCAGAUCAAUUUGCAUAGUAAAACUGUUUAAAAUCCGUGGUUGAAUUUUUAGGUCGGUGAAGAAUCUAAAAAGACACCCCAAAAGCAAGAAUCUAUCAAGUAUAAUUCUGAUCAAGAUUGUAUAAUUCAGUAAUAUUUGAUAGCAGUCAAUAGUUUUCAGGAUAUUUACCUAGAUAUUUCUAAAUGGAAAAUUUGAAUGUUUUCAUAAAAUCUUCCUCCAUUUUGAAGUGUUGCAACAUUUGUUCAUUUGUUUUUAUCUUAAUGAAUAUUGUUUUUUUGAAAGUUGAAUGUUGUCCUUAAAUUUUGUUUUAUUUCAGAAACAGGUUCAGUUGAGUUCUAUUAGAUGUAUUAUAUUGUGUAAAUUAACCAAAUUAUCUAUUUAUUAUAUACCUACUUAGUAGAAAUAAAAGUUUUCACAUAAUAA